This is a messenger RNA of Heterotrigona itama, 366 nucleotides long. The record is from the annotation of a GenBank genome assembly. NCBI's taxonomy places the organism in Eukaryota, Metazoa, Arthropoda, Insecta, Hymenoptera, Apidae.
ACAAGUAGCCGGUUGAUUGACCGGCCAACGAAUUUCAACCUUGGCAAAUUUCCUGCCCGAGGAGCGUGGAAACCUGCACGCCAUAUGCAAAUUGCUUUAAUUUAUACCGUAUAUCUGGAGACUGUUGUUUGGCCAGCCAGAUUGGAGAGAGAGAGAGAGAGAGAGAGGUUCGGGGGUCCUGGUGGACGUGCCCGAGCAUCGAUUGCCACGCUUUGCGAGCACGUACCGUGCAGCCCGAUGAUCUGUGACUGUGCGUGCCUCGCUACCACUCUUGCUACCACCUGUGUCCUCCACCGCCGGACAUGCGUACCUGCACGUGCCAACCAACCUUGCCUUCAACCCUUUCGUUACGAGCGCCGACUAUAA